AUGUCGCUCUGGUCGACCUCGGAUGAUCCGCAACUCGCGUCGUUGAAGCGGCAGGUCGGGUCGUUGGAAGCGCAGUUGGCGAACCAGGCGGACUUGCAGCUGUCGCUCAACUUGGAACUGAACGAGCUCAAGCAGGGCAAGAAGGAUGACCUGCGCAAGGUACGAGCUAUCAGAGUUCAGUAUGGGGGUCUCUGCCUGGAAUCCGUGUCACGGAGCUGACGAAUUGCGAUCUUGGUUCAAACAGCUGCAGGAGGAAUCCCAGAGGGCCGUCGUCGCGGAGGAGCAGUUGAGGAAACGAACAGAGGUAAGUCAAAGAUGUCCAUUACGCACCUCACUUUUGAGCACAUUGUUCACAUCUUUGAUCCAACACUAUGCAGGAACUCAAGCUAUGCCAGACACAGAAGGCCAACUCGCUACAGGCGUGCUCCAACUUUGAAGCAAAGUUGAAGGACGAGCAAGCCGAGGUUCGGAGAUUGAACUAUCGUCAGUGCAGAACUCUGCUAUAUUCAACCUGCCUUUAUCGAGAACUCAAUAUUUCAUUCUACUCUGCAGAACUGGAAAACAUGUCCGCUUCGACCGCGCCGAAUGGGAACGGCGGCGCGUCAUCGAGUCAAACCCGACUGGCCGAGACCAACUCGGCGCUCGAGCAAAAGGUGCAGCAACUCACAUCCGACCUACACAAGGUGCAAACCCAAUUGGAACAGGAAAAGGAGAACAAGCCUGCCUCCUCUGCAGCUGCUACGAGUUUCGGGUUCGAUGUGAGUGCUUGCUGCCACCGUCUGCAAAACCCACAUCGGGCGAGCUUCUUGGCGCGCGCGAGACAAAACAUCGUGCUCACGUGACUUUACACGCGUUCUACCCCUCCAGCGAUCUCGCGUCAUCAACUCGGCGGCGACGGACAAAUCGAUCGCGUUGGAGAACGAGAACACCUCAUUGAAGGCCGAAAUUGCUCUACUCAAAACAAAGGUACUAUACUUUCACCCACCUGGGCAAACCGCUGGCUGUGCUGAUAACGUUGGCUCUCUGCGCGGCGCGCCUCAGGCAACUUCAUCUGGCCGUACAACAGCGGCGCCCUCACCCAAACGAAACAGCGGCAGCAAGUUCGGUUUCAACUCGAGUGCUCCCCGAGCUUCGAUCGUUCCGCCCACACCAUCUCGACCCGCUUCAUCGCUAGGCUUCACCGCGUCCGGUACCUCGUCUGCGAUCCCCAAGCCAUCUUCGAUCCCGAACUCCAGCUCUUCCACCACUUCGCAUCGCCGAUCAUCCUCCGUCGCGUUACCCGGGCCCAACGGUCCUACCUCGGUCAAAUUGAACCAGCUGACUCAAGAAGUCGAACAGGCGCGCAGCAAGAUCGAAGGCCUCGAAAGCGACCUCAACGCGAUCAAGCAAAAACUCACCCUCAAGGAACGUGAAGCUCUGACUUUGGAGAAUAAACUCAUGGCCGCGCAAAAGACUUUGGCUGAUUCGAAUGAGAAGAAUCAGACGCGGUUGGGUGGGUUGGAGGAUCAGGUUGAAGAGAGUAAGAGGGAGAUGGGGAGGGUGAGGGAGACGCUUAGGGCCGAGUUGGAUCGGGCGCAACUCAAGGCUAAAGACGAGGCGAUCAAUUCCAAGAAUCUGAUUGAGAGGCUUAGGGCUGAAGUCGAGAGGAAGGAGCAAGAGGUCGAGAAGGCCGAGUAUGCAAAGGACGAUGCCGAACGACGUUUCGAAGCGAAGAAGGAUGAAGAGCUUAAGGCCCAGAAACAGCUCGAGGACCUCAAGAGGAGUAGAGACGAUCUCGAGCGCGAGGUGCAGAGGCUCAAGCUGAUGCUUGAGGCGAGUCGGGGUUCGGACGAGAUGGAGCGACAACUCGAACUGGCGCAAGAGCAGCUUGAGGGAUCCAACACGCUCGUGCAGGAACUGCAGACCAAGUGCACCGACUUGGAGCGGGAACUCGACUCGUCUCGGAAUGCGCUCGCCAAUGCUUCACAGGGUCUCGCGAAUGAGGAACGGAGCAAGCUCGAGUCCGAGUUUGAGGUCAUCCACACCCAACUCGAGGCCGAACUCGAGGCGACCACAGUCAAGCUCGGCGUCGCUGCGGAUAAGGUCAAGACGCUCGAGACUCAAGCUAAGGAUACCGAAGAGGUUCGAUCGAAGCUCGUACAAGCCGAAGCUCAGAUCGAAGACCUCAAAGCCCAGGUCGCCAGCCUCGCCGAACAACGAUCGGAUUUGGAGGAAAAGCUCGCGGCAUCACAGCAGGCGCGUGUGGACAAAGAGGUCGAGAUCGUCACCCUGACGCAGCAAAUAGCGGCACUGGAUACGUCUCACAUCGAGGCACUCCUUUCGGCGAACGAGGCGCAAGAGUCACUCGAGGCGGAGCGCAACGAGCUUCGUGCGCAACUCACAUCGAUCUCGGAGGAGCGUGAUACGAUCGCCAAGUCGCUCGAGCCGCUCACGAGCGAGCUGGGAGCUGUCAAGCUUGAGCUCGAAGCCGCCGACUCUGCUCUGAGGACUGCACGAACCGAACGCGACGAGCUCACAUCAACCCACCAAGCCGAACUGGACGUCUGCGACGAGGCACUGCAAGCUGCCGAGACUCGUAUUGCUGAGCUCAAUGCGACGAUCGAACAGCUGGUUUCUUCGUCGCAUGGUCGCAGCUACGAGGAUGCGCAUGUCGAGGCUCUCGAGGCCGAGCUUGAGGAGGCGAAGCGAACUCUUGAGGAGGGUGUGGCCAAGGCGAGCCAGAUCGAAGUCGAGUCGGCCAAGAACCGGGAUACUCUACAGGGCGAAAUCGACCGCCUCGAAGCUCAGAUCGAGGAGACAGAGACUGUGCAUCGUGAAAGGAUGGACGCAAUGGCUCGGAACGAAGAGGAGCUGCGCGUCGACUUGAAGGCUCGAGAAGUGGAGAUUGGGCGUGCUGGGCUGGAGCUGGAGCAGGCGACGAGAUCUCUGGAUGAGAUGAUGGUGGAACGCGAUGCGGCCAUCGAGGCGCAGGAGCAUUUGGAACGCAAGUUGCGAGACCAUGCAGCCGUCGAGGCCCAGCUCGUCGAAUUGCAUUCCACCAUCGCGACGUUGACACAGGAGCUCGAGGCGAGUCGCAACUCGAACGAGGAUGCUACGCUCGCCCACUUGCACGACGUCAAUGAGCUGCAAAGAAGGAUUCAGGAGCUCGAGAGGGAAGUUGAAUCGUUGCACGAGUCCUCCGAGUCGCAAGACGUGGGUGAAGCUAGGCUGAUGCGUUCCGAGGCGCGCAUCGCCGAAUUGACUGCGGAGCUGGAAGGCGUCGAUGAGCGUGUGGGCGAAGCCGAACGACUCGCGUCGGAUCGCGUCAGCAAUGCCACGAUCCGGGCCGAGCGCGCCGAAAGUGAUGUUCACCGACUUCAAACUGAUCUCGAUCGUGCUGCGCGACAGCUCAUCGAUGCCCAGGAUCAACUCCUGUCGUCCCCGUCUACUACUCCGGAGUCAGAGGAUACGGACAACAGGACGAACUUGCCCGCUUCGGGGACCUCUCCUACGUUCUCGAGCUUCUCCGACUCUGAAGCGGCUUCCAUUUUGGUUCAGCGCCUACGAGAGGAACGAGACGACUUGCGCUCCCGGCUCGACUUUUCCCGGAAUGAGCAAAAGUUCCGCGUUGAGGCGCUGCAGGAUCGUCUACUCGAGGCGGAACAUUCGAAGGCAACCGAGUUGGCCCGGUUGGAGGUCGCCUUGCUCGACCGCACCGUCGAGCUCGAAACGGAGACGACGUCCGGUCGAAUCAAGUCCGAGGAAGUCCAAGUUGCUCAGCACCGCAUCAGCGAACUCGAAAAGGAAUGCGCAGAGACUAAAAUCGAGCUCCUUCAUGCCAAGGCGGAGAUCGAACGAUUGGAUCAUGCUUUGGAGGAAGCGAGCAAGGAGGGGCAGGUUCAUGAGAAGCUUGUUCAAGCCGAGCAGGAGCUCCAGACGGCCGUUGCUGGAUCGUCGAAAUUGAAGGACGCCUGCCUGCUCCUGCAGUCGAAAGUCAACGAGCUCGAGGGACGGUAAGUGGUGAAACAUUUGAGCGGGAGGCUUUCGCUUAACCUGAGCUGAUGAAGUUACGUGGCGUUCACAGAGUUUUGCGUCGCAAUGCCGCCAUCGCCAUGCACGAACAGACGAUCGAAUCCCUGCGACUGCAAGUCGAACCGGACGACGAGAGCGAUACCAAAGAACUCGAUGCCUCUCCCGAGCUCGCACCAGCUCAUAUCGAACUUGCGAGCCGAGUCGAAGAGCUUUGCUCUGCGCGCGAUUCACUUCAACACGAGCUCACGGAACUCAAGGAUCAACUUGCGGAGGCGCAGAACGAACUCGGGAUUGCUAAGCAGGCCACGGUCGAUGCCUCUGCGUUGACGGCUUCGCUAGAGCGCCAAUUGACCGAACUGACUCGAUCUUCGGUGGAGAUGCAACAAAGCUCAGCGUCCACCAUCGCCGGCCUGCGGGAAGCGGUCGAAUCCGCGCACAGUGACAUGUCCGAGCUUGCUUCUCGAAUCGGUACGACCGAUCAACGUCUCGCCGAGGCAUUGGACGCUCUUUCCUCGACGACGGGCACGCUCGCUCAAGUCCAGGCACAGCUUAGUAGCGAACUUGGACGCGGUCGACAGCUCGAACAGACGAUUGCGGAGUUGGAGCACGAGAUCGAACAGACGCAUGCGGAGCUUUCGACUGUUGAGGCGGAAGCGGCGGAACAGAUGCAUGUUGAUGAACAGCGCGUGAGGGAGCUCGAGGUUGAACGGAAUGACAUGCGUGCUCAGCUUGCGGAGGUUCAGAAGGAACUCUUCGUGUUGAAUCAGCAACUCGAUGGCGCGGUCAAGGUGAACGAACAAGUUCGAGUCCUCGAGGUGGAGCUGACCGCUGCUCGAAAAGCAGUCGAGGAGGUCCAGGCCGACGUUGCCAGGGAACAAGCCGUGGCCACUGAAAGGUUGGCGGACGCGCAGGUUCGGUUCGAGGAGGACAAGCUGCGCGGCGAUGCAGAGAUGGAGGCCGCCAAGAGGGAGAUCCAGACCCUUCGCCAGUUAGGUCGAACAGCCGAUGACAAGAUCAAUGGCCUCCAGAGCUGUGAGUACUGGAUCAUCUUUAGAUUCUGGGCCGGUGGGCUGAUCGGCUUUUUGCGUUUGCAGAUAUCACCACGCUGGAGCAAGACUCGCAAGCACGCCAAGCCGACCUCGAUGGCGCGCGAUCACAACUCGAACAACUCGAAAAGAAGUCCCAAGACCAACUCCGCGAAGUUAUCGACAACCUGCAACUGCACGAACGUAGUUCGGCUGUACAAAUCGAGGCGCUUAAGGAUCGGAAUAGGGAUCUUGAGAGGGCGGUUCAAGAAGCUACGCAGAAUCAGGGUAUGCAGGAUGAGUCGAGGGCGCAGAUUGAGGAGUUGGAAAAGCAGGUUGAGUGUAAGACGAUUGAGGCGGAGGAGCUCGACGAGAAGGUCAUGGACGUGAGUUCGCGCAGUGGAUCGGUGGCCUCUGUGCUUUAAGCGUUUGUGCUGAUGCCUAGCUUCCCAUGCAGGUGCUGCGUGAGCAAAAGCGAUACGUGUCGCAGAUCGAACGACUCAAGGGCAAGAUUGAAUCCCUCACUCGAGAUCUCAAAGUCGCUCGAGCAGCCUCAGUCGCUGCUGCACCGGCUCCUGCCCCCGCUCCGGUCCCGACACAGCCCACCCCCGUCCAGCAGGCGAACCUUCCGCCUGUUCCCGUCUACGUCGAUGUCGCGCCGACCUCAGCAGCCAAGAAGCGACGGGCACCGAACGAGUUCGAUCCCCUUCCUUCGGCGACUGCAGCUCCUCGAGCAGUCAUGCCGCCGAUGGCGCGAACACGGUCUCUCGACAAGGAGAACGAACUCUCCGCUCGCACAUUCGCCCCUAUUACUAUCUCGACGAAACAAGACGGUUUUGUGCCCAUCAAGCCCGCUGCUUUGUCACCUGCCAUGAGAAGGGAUGCUUUGAAGAUGGUUGAGAGGAAUGAUGCCCCUUCAUUCGUACCGGUCGUGGUGCCGUUAUCGACCAAGUCUUUUGGGAUGACGCAGGCUUCCAACGUGGACUCGCUCAAGGCGAGGUUGCAUGGGAUGGGAGCGAGGGUUUGA
Molecule: messenger RNA, 6063 nt
Organism: Microbotryum saponariae
Lineage: Eukaryota; Fungi; Basidiomycota; Microbotryomycetes; Microbotryales; Microbotryaceae
Source: the annotation of a GenBank genome assembly